Molecule: messenger RNA, 678 nt
Organism: Solanum dulcamara
Lineage: Eukaryota; Viridiplantae; Streptophyta; Magnoliopsida; Solanales; Solanaceae
Product: germin-like protein subfamily 1 member 17
Exons: 2
Coding region: 1-678 (225 amino acids)
Cellular component (GO): cell wall
Molecular function (GO): manganese ion binding
Source: RefSeq, a predicted model, not a curated record
AUGAGGAUGUGGUGGUUAAUAACAACUUUAGUCAUUACUUCUUUCUUUUCUAAUUUCCCUGCUUAUGCUUAUGAUAACAACCCUCUACAGGACAUAUGUGUUGCAGUUAAGGACUCUCAGGCCUCAGUUUUUGUGAAUGGAAAGAUUUGCAAAGACCCAAAGCUUGCAACAGCAGAUGAUUUCUUUGCUUCAGGUCUUAAUGUUAGUGGAAAUGCAGUGCCGUUGGUUGGUAUUACUGUCACUUUUGUGGAUGUAAACAAGAUGCCUGGACUUAACACUCUUGGUAUGUCUAUUGCUCGUUUUGACUUGGAACCACAGAGUAUUGCUCCACUUCACCUGCACCCUCGAGCGUCUGCUCUGAUAACUGUCCUGGAGGGUACACUCUAUGCAGGAUUUCUCGCCCUUGAUCCUACAAACUUCUUUAAAAGUCGCCUCUUCUCCAAAAUCUUGAAUCCUGGCGAUGCGUUUGUGCUCCCACAAGGUCUAAUUCACUUCCAGUAUAAUGUAGGAAACAAAAAAGCUACUUAUCUCUUUUUUUUUAACAGUCAAAAUCCUGGAAUUGUCAUGAUUCCUAGAUCAAUCUUUGCUUCAGAACCACCUGUUCCUGACGAUAUUCUUGCCAAAGGUUUCCAGCUUAGUACAACACAAAUUGCAGAAAUUCGAAAGAAAUUCUCUUAG